This is a messenger RNA of Anoplopoma fimbria (sablefish), 2481 nucleotides long. Its product is annotated as extracellular calcium-sensing receptor-like. The coding region runs from base 79 to 2481 and encodes 800 amino acids. NCBI's taxonomy places the organism in Eukaryota, Metazoa, Chordata, Actinopteri, Perciformes, Anoplopomatidae. Gene Ontology annotation, molecular function: G protein-coupled receptor activity. Gene Ontology annotation, biological process: G protein-coupled receptor signaling pathway. The record is from RefSeq and is a predicted model, not a curated record. The transcript is spliced from 8 exons. Gene Ontology annotation, cellular component: membrane.
AACAGCUUUCAGCCAAGCUUCUUGGCCAAGGGUGACUAUGUUAUUGGAGGCAUCUUCCCACUUCACUAUAACCAGGAGAUGCCAGACCUCAACUGCACCUACAAGCCACUUCCAGUGAAGUGCAAUGGCUUUGAUCCCAGGGCUUUCCGCUGGGUCCAGACUAUGAGGCUGGCAGUGGAGGAGAUAAAUCAGAGUGCAGACCUGUUGCCAAAUUACACCCUUGGGUACAAAAUCUUUGAUUCAUGUGCAUAUCCACUGACCGGCCAGAGGGCUGCUGUGGCUGUGUUGAACGGGGUGAGCGAGGAUGACUUCCCCAUGUGCCAAGGGGCCUCUCCGCUCCUAGCUGUGAUUGGGGAAUCGGGUUCUGCUCAGUCUAUUGUGGUGUCAAGAAUCCUACAGCCAUUCAGAAUCCCAAUGAUCAGCUACUUUUCUUCAUGUGCAUGUUUCACUGACAGAAUACAAUAUCCCACCUUCUUCAGAGUAAUUCCUAAUGAUGACUAUCAGGUGAAAGCCAUUGCUCAGCUUCUGGUACGCUUCAACUGGACUUGGGUGGGGCUGGUGCGAGGGGACCAUGAGUACGGGCGAUUUGCUGUGCAAGGUUUACUGAGAGAACUACAGGAUACCAAAGUGUGUGUGGCGUACCAAGAAAUGAUCCCUCUGCUGUACAAUCAUCAGAGGGCUCUGGAGAUCAUGGAGGUGAUGCGUACCUCUUCGGCAAAAGUGGUGGUGGUAUUUUCAGCUGAGGGGGAGAUGACACCUUUUUUGAGGGACUACAUGACACAGAACAUCACUGGAAUCCAGUGGGUGGCAAGUGAGGCCUGGGUCACAGCAUCUGUCUUUACAGGCAGCGAGUUUUACCCCUACCUGGGGGGCACAAUUGGGUUUGGCAUCCGAAAAGGUCAUAUCCCUAGACUCAAUCUCUACCUGCAGGAAGUCAACCCUAAGAUGUAUCCAAAUAAUAUGCUGGUUAAGGAGCUGUGGGAGGCCCUGUAUGGUUGCAAUCCUUCUCUGUCGACUGGCUCCCAGUUGCCUCCAUGCUCAGGGCAGGAGUCCCUGUUGGAGCAGCAUUCAGCCUACAUGAAUACAUCCAGCCCUAGGGUGGCCUAUAAUGUCUAUAAAGCUGUCUAUGCAGUUGCUCAUUCCCUGCACAACCUUCUUCUCUGUAAACCAGGCUUUGGCCCUUUCCAAAACAACUCAUGUGCUCAAAGCAACAACAUACACCCCUGGCAGCUCCAGUACUACCUCCAGGAAGUGAAAUUUAACAUUGCAGAGGAGGAGGUAAACUUUGACCUGAAGGGAGACUCCAUACCAUAUUAUGAUAUCCUCAACUGGCAGAGAGGCACCGGCGGGACCAUUGAAUUUGUCAACGUGGGGUUGUUUGAUGGAACCAAGCCUGCCGGAGAGGAGCUGGUGGUCCAGGAGGACAGGAUAAUGUGGGCAGGGCAUAAGAGUGAGGUGCCAGUGUCUAUAUGCAGUGCCAGCUGCCUUUCAGGGUCCCGGAAGGCUGUCCGUCGUGGGGAGCCUGUUUGCUGCUUUGACUGUGUACCAUGUGACAGUGGCAAAAUUAGCAAUCAGACAAAUUCAAUAGAGUGCACACUUUGUCCUGAGGACUUCUGGUCAAACAACGACAGAACAGCAUGCAUCCCAAAAGAGGUGGAGUUCUUAGCCUAUGAUUCCUUGGGUAUAGCCCUGACAGUGAUCUCUGUGGUGGGUGCUUGCCUCACCAUAGCUGUAUUUGCAGUCUUUUUCUAUCAUAGAAACACAGUCAUCGUCCGUGUGAAUAACUCUGAACUCAGCUUUUUCAUCCUCUUUGCUCUGACUCUAUGUUUCCUGUGUUCCCUGGUGUUCAUUGGAGAGCCGACAUUUUGGUCCUGCAUGCUGCGCCACACUGCCUUUAGCAUCACAUUUUCACUUUGCAUCUCCUGCAUCCUGGGGAAGACCCUGGUGGUGUUGGCUGCUUUCACUGCCACCAGGCCAGGGGACAACAUCAUGAAGUGGCUGGGGCCCAAACAGCAGAGAGCCAUUAUCUUCAUUAGCACUCUAAUUCAGGUGGCUAUCUGUGCUGCCUGGCUCAUUGAUGCUCCCCCUGUUCCAUCCCGAAAUACACAAUAUGAACGCUCAAAGAUCAUACUGGAGUGCAGUGUGGGCUCCAGCAUUGCAUUCUGGUGUGUUCUGGGAUAUAUUGGUCUACAGGCCUGUCUGUGCUUUGUACUGGCUUUUCUCGCCCGUACGUUGCCUGGCAAUUUCAAUGAGGCCAAGUUCAUCACUUUCAGCAUGCUUAUCUUCUGUGCUGUCUGGCUAUCUUUUAUCCCUGCCUAUAUCAGCUCUCCUGGAUAUUAUGCAGAUGCAGUGGAGUCAUUUGCCAUUCUGGCUUCCAGUUUUGGCUUGUUGUUCUGCCUGUUUGCUCCAAAAUGUUACAUUAUAUUAUUGAAGCCAGAAAAGAAUACAAGACAGCACCUAAUGGGAAAAGAAAAGAAGUGA